UCUUUAUCUCUCUUGCUAUUAGGUAUGGCUAAAAAAAUCCUGUGUUCUCAUCCCUCCUAUAUAAACCCAUUCUUGAAGACCGCCAUUCAAUCUCCUUACUUUACUUGGUAAUAUAUAGCCAUGAAAGAAAAAAAGGUAGAAGAAAACCUUGUUUCUCUUUAUACUCCGUCAUCACAAAACCUUCAUCUAGUAGAAGAAAUUAUUAGAAACCAAUUAAUACUUGAUGAUGAUGACAAUCAUGUUCUCAAACAAUGGGAGAGGCUAGUGGAGGAAGUGGAGGAAAUAAUAGCAUACAAAUUCAAGAACCGCGACUUGUUACAUCAAGCUUUUACUCAUUCUUCCUUUGAAGCAAAUUGUGUAUCAUACGAGAGAUUGGAGUAUAUAGGUGACUCUGUUUUGAAUCUGUUAAUAGCAAAGGAGCAUUAUUUUGAUUAUCCUUAUCUACCUCCCGGAAAACUCACAAGGUUGAGAGCAGCCAAUGUAGAUACGGAGAAACUUGCUAGAGUCGCCAUCAAAUACAAUUUGCAUCACUAUUUACGUCACAAGAAGCCUUUACUUAAAAGACAAGUAGAAGAAUUCAGGGGUGCGAUGAUGGAGUACCCAUUACAUUCAGCAGGUCUCAUUGAUCCUCCUAAAGUUCUUGCAGAUAUAGUUGAAUCUUUGAUUGGUGCCAUCUAUAUUGACUCCAAUUUCAGCAUGGAUACAACUUGGCAGGUGGUAAAAGAUUUGUUGCAGCCUCUAAUCACUCCAGUAGAACUCCAGAUUCAUCCGGUUACAAAAAUUUACGAGUUAUGUCAAAAGAAUGGACUGAGGGCAGAAUUUGUUGAUACAUGGGAGAAAACCGGAGAGAUUGAAGUUUUUGUUGAUGGAAAAUUUGUAGGGAAGGGAGAAUCUAGUGGAAAGAAAAUACUUGCACUAAAUAGGGCUGCACACAAUGCAUAUUACCAAGUUGUCAGAAAUUUGAGUGUUGGAGCCACUGUUGUUGAUGAUUAGAUUACCCUUGUGAUGAAACGCAAAGCUGAAAUUAGUAUUUCAUAUUAUUUGUACUAAUGGGAAAUCAGUUGUGUCCAUUAAUCAGAAAUGCCUCAUUUUUGCUAGUUAAAA
Molecule: messenger RNA, 1104 nt
Organism: Lycium ferocissimum
Lineage: Eukaryota; Viridiplantae; Streptophyta; Magnoliopsida; Solanales; Solanaceae
Product: ribonuclease 3-like protein 3
Exons: 4
Coding region: 121-993 (290 amino acids)
Biological process (GO): siRNA processing
Cellular component (GO): cytoplasm; nucleus
Molecular function (GO): RNA binding; ribonuclease III activity
Source: RefSeq, a predicted model, not a curated record